AUGAGCGACUCUGUAUCAUUGGUCAACCUCACGGCCGAAGAAAAGGUGCAAGCCCGAAUAGGCUACGACGAAGCGUUGCAAUAUAGCAUGUUCUAUUUUCGCGAAGCGAUUAUUCCGGUCGCCCUUUUUACGCCUUUGGUCACACUGUAUGUCUCUUUCAUGCUCUUUUCCACAUCUAGUCAACGUAGAUCGUUUAUUUACUGGUGUUUGGUCCUUGCUUUCGUUCUCAAUGCCAUUCAGACUAGUGCAUAUAUUCGAUUUGCCGUUUUGGGUUAUCACCAACACGAUGGCAGUAUUGCUUUACGGUUGGCUAAUAAUUUGCAUCUCUUCGUUCCCUGGAUAUUUGAGAUGGCAUUGACCGGAAAAGUCUAUCAGUUGUAUUCUUUUGUUCCUGUUUGUGUUCCGACUUGCUUUCUUGCAAUACGAGCGGGUCUAUACUCCGCAAUCAUAACAUGUACGCAAAGAGGAGAUACAAGUAAGCUGAAGGGAUUAUACCUUGGUGAAUACAUCUUGCAAUUCAUGACGACAACGUACUGUAGCUCUCUUCUGGUAAUCAAGGCGAUUCGACUACAUCGAGCACAGGUCCACAAAGAUGAUACGCCAAAGGAGCAAAAAUUGACCUACUUACGAGUUGUGAUUGAAUUAACUCUUAUGACAUUUGCGCCGGGAGUGCCAAUCAGCCUUGCAUUGGUGGUUAUGUGGUGCCUACACAUGCGCUACGAUACUGAAAAGAUCAAAGAAGCCAUGAAGUUAUUGAUUCUGAUCAAUACGUACGGUGGAUUACUUUGGGCUCUUUUUGCUGCCCAAUGGAGCACUAUACGUGACAUUCGCACGCUUCACGUCACUGAGCAAUCUCACCGCAACCCAGAUAUGGUGUACCGAAAUCAUGCGGAAGAAAUUCCCAUGCACGAAAUGCCAAGACCAAAGAGGACUUCACGGCCGCAAAGUAGUCAAAACGAUAUCAUUGAAGUUGUUCCUGAAAGUGAUGCUACACCAACCAUCUCGCUUUCUGAGAAUCUUGCAGCUCAGACGCCACCAAGAAAAACGUUAAAGCGGAUGUGGCUUGGACGCCGGCCCGCAAUCGGACCCGAAAGAUCUGGUUUGAAUUGGUUGACACGACCAAAGGAAAUCAAAGUCACAGAGGAGCAUGAAGAUAUGAUAAAGGCACGAUCGAUAGGCAGCAAAAGAAGAAAAUGA
This is a messenger RNA of Meira miltonrushii, 1197 nucleotides long. RefSeq lists its product as uncharacterized. The record is from RefSeq and is a predicted model, not a curated record. Lineage: Eukaryota; Fungi; Basidiomycota; Exobasidiomycetes; Exobasidiales; Brachybasidiaceae. The transcript is spliced from 2 exons. The coding region runs from base 1 to 1197 and encodes 398 amino acids.